Molecule: messenger RNA, 2310 nt
Organism: Cydia pomonella (codling moth)
Lineage: Eukaryota; Metazoa; Arthropoda; Insecta; Lepidoptera; Tortricidae
Product: juvenile hormone esterase-like
Exons: 5
Coding region: 572-2251 (559 amino acids)
Source: RefSeq, a predicted model, not a curated record
UCCAGAAUAGUUUCUAGUACCUUGACUCACACGCCCCAAAAGUCCUCCGUCUUCUUUAUCUUAAUCAGAUUAAAAGACCUUAAGAUAAAUGUCACUUUUGACACUAACAGAUCGGUAUCAUAUCGGAAACAGAUCGAAUAACUAAAUCUCCAAUUGGCCUAUAAGCAACUGAAUAAGUUAAUUUUUACUCACAUCACGUUAUUCGGGAAAAACAGUAACAAAUUCGUCUUGGUAAUGCAUCAUUUUUCAAUACCUUGUCUGAUGAUAUUAUUGUUAUAUUCAGUCAUGGUGAAUAAUUAAAUGACUUUUUAAUAACCUACCUCAAUUUAUUCAUUUUAGAGAAGUUUGAGGCCGCGGCAAAAUAGGAACUGCUCAUUGUUCAUUUUGUUGUAAACAAUUUUAUAAAAUAAAUAAAUGUCAGUAAAAAUUGAGUUAAAAUAUCAUAUUUAACUGUGGAAAUAAAGUAUAAUUCAUCAAAAAAUUAAUUAUAGUACAUAUUCAGUCACUCAAUUUGAAAUUUAAUUUGCUGACAUUAUAUUUCAACUGUUGUAUUUGAAACCACAAGGUCACGAUGUUCAACGCAGUCCAGGUCAUCAAUCAGGUGGUUUUCUUCCUUGUAAUAAUAAGUGUCCAAUCAUCCCAGGCUUCUGUACCAGAAACUCUAUUGGAUUCUGAGUCGUCCAGACCCAUAGUGCACACUCCAGUAGGCUGUUUUCGAGGUCUUCGGGCUCAGGAUGGGGAUUACUCCAUGUUCCUGGGUAUCCCGUAUGCGAGAGUUGAUCCAGAAAAUGUUUUUGGUACUCCUAUACCGGUUAGAUUUGAAGGCAUAUUUGAAGCAAACGACGACACCGCAAUCUGCCCUCAAAAAGAAGAAUUUAACAAAACGAUUACUGGGAAACUUGACUGCCUUCACAUCAAUAUUUACGUACCGAACAGCGCCAGUGUUGAUCAUCCUGUGCCUGUUAUGACACAUAUAUUUGGGGGGAAAUUCGAAUUCGGAUUUCCUAGCAGGUACGUCUAUGGACCACGCUUCUUAGUCAGACAUGACGUUAUUUUCAUUACUUUCAACUAUCGCCUUGGACCGUACGGAUUCUUUUGUCUCAACACUUCUAAAGUACCAGGGAAUCAAGGUUUAAAAGACCAAGUGCAUGCACUGCGCUGGAUUAAAGAAAAUAUACGAUAUUUUGGUGGAGACGACUCCAAGAUCACUUUAGAGGGAAACAGUGCAGGUGCAAUGUCUGUGGAUUUGCAUCAGCACUUUCUACAAGAACCACUUUAUAAUAGAGUGAUUAUACAAAGCGGCGUUUUAUUAACUAAUGGAGUAAUUCAACAUCCUGAUCCAGAUGCUCCUUUGAAAUUAGCAAAGCAAUUGAAUUAUACUACGAAUGAUAUUAACGAAGCUCUAUCAUUUCUGAACAAAGUAGAGCCACAUGAACUUAUUGCUGCAACGACGGAUUCGGAUAUGUUUGUUGGGCCGUGUGUUGAAAAGCAAUUCGAUAACGCUGAGAACUAUAUAAUGAAAUAUCCAGCUAAUGUAAACAGUGUUAGAAUUGUCGAUGUUUUAAUUGGAUUUACUAAUGACGAAGGGUACGGUGGGAUUACUGUAAUGGAAAAAGAGGAAUUUGAAAAAAAAGACUUCGUGUCUGAGCUUUUGGAAGCAUAUUAUGAUUUUAAAAACGAAAGUAAAAUUUUAAAUGAUAUGAAAAAAAUCGUCCGGUCGUUUUAUUAUGGUAGUAAUCUUCACCGUGCAGAUAAUAUGAGACCGGGAAUAAAUAUAUUUGCCGAUUUUGUAAUGUACCAUCCGAUAAUAAGAACUAUUAGAAAAUAUUUGGACAGUGGUGUAGAAAACAUGUAUUUAUAUAUGUUUUCAUAUGCUGGUGAAAGAGAUUUUGCCAAGGAUAAAGAUAAUCUUUCAAAUACAGAAGGUACUGCUACUCAUGCAGAUGAGCUGGGGUAUUUAUUUGACAUUUCUUAUAUGAAAGAGCGCGUGCGUGAUGAAGACAUGCUAAUUGUCGACAUGAUGACUGAACUUUGGACUAACUUUGCUAAACAUGGAAACCCAACACCGAAGCCUUCAAAGUUGAUUCCUCUUCAAUGGCCACGCGUAUCCCAGGACAAACUGCCAUAUUUGGAGAUAAACACUGAACUACGCCUAGGUUCCAGACCGAUGCACGAGCGGAUGAGCUUUCUAGACCUUCUGUACAAGCAUAUUGGACGUUAUCAUAAGGAGCAUUUAUGGAUUGAGCAUUAAAACAAGGAAUCAGCAAUAAUCUUUUUAUUCUAAUAAAUAUACUUUGUUCAGUUUCACGA